GCGGCCACAGGCUUCCCUCCUCCGGGCCCGGCCCCGCGCCUGACCGGGGUUCAUGGAGCUGGGGCUGUGGCUCCUGCUGGGACUCACCGUGGCCUCCGCCGCAGGACUGGAGCCUCACCCCCAACCUGGGGACGCGGGCAGAAGCGGCGCAGCCGGCGUCCCCCAUGCGGCCGCAUCCAAGGGGGACGCCAAGGACACCGUGACUGCGAGUCCCAGGAGCUCUGGCCGGGAGCAGGGACCCGGCCGGUCUGGGGAGCAGGCGGCCGGGGGGGACCCUGGGCACCACCGGGCCAGGCGCUGCACGUGUUUCACCUACAAGGACAAGGAGUGCGUCUACUACUGCCACCUGGACAUCAUCUGGAUCAACACGCCUGAACGGACCGUCCCGUAUGGACUGUCGAACUACAGGGGAAGCUUCCGGGGCCGGAGGUCUGUGGGGCGGCCUCCCCAGAGCUCUCAGCCCUCCAAGUGGGCCCGGCGCUGCACCUGUGUGGACGGCGGGGACAGGGCCUGUGGUCACUUCUGCGCCCGAGCCCUGGCCAUCGGCAGGAACGCAGAGAUGGCAGAACAGCCCCACGAGGAAGAGGCGGAGCCGGCUGCCCGCGUCUGCGGAGACCUGUGUCCAAGGGGUUGAAGUCAAAGACAGACACAGCAAGUAGGCGUCAGCCCUCCACCAUCACACGCCUGCCGGCCACGACCCCUCCCCCCGCCUCUCUGAUCCCUCCUUCUGGACCCCCCCCCCACCCCCGAGAACAGCCUGCAGUGUCCUGCUAGGGAGGUCUCAGCUCCAUGCACAGUCACCUCCUUGAGGACAAGGAAUGAGUUUUGCCUGGGGGAGAAAACCCGCCCAAAGGGUCUUCACUGAACAAGACACCUCUCCCCUGAAAAUGCCCCAAUCCCAAUGCCCCCAGUGUCCCUACUGGUCAAGAACCUCCCAGGGCUGCCCUGGGGCUGUCACCCUCAGAAACGCCAGCAGGUAGGCGGGUGGGGAAGUCCUGGCCAGCUGCAGCUCGCCUCCUCCUGCCCCCUCUUUGCAGACGUGAGCUCCGUGCACUGGCAGCAGGUGCGGCAUGCGCACAGUGUGCCCACACGCAGGCCCUAGCAGAGUAGGCCGCAGUGAGCCGGCAGGCCCGGACCGUAGCUGGACGGGAGUUGAGUUUGAAGUCUCUAGGGUCUCGAAUGUUCAGCUGGGCUCGGUCCCCACCAAAAGAAUGUAUGUCAAAAAAGAGAAGCAAGAAAACAGACCCCGUGCUGCCCGCGGCCGGGAGAGGAGCGCAUGCGCUGGCGCCUGGCCCUCCGGGGCCGCCUCCCGAGUCCUGUGGGCAGGCAGGCCCGCGUGGCCCGUUCCCAGGAAGCUCACGGCCGUUAGGGCGGAUAUUUGCUUUCAUAAAUAAAUGCGGAUCUUUGGGGAGCGGCUUCAACACAAGCCACAAACACAAACGCUUUGUAAAUUAUGUAAAUUCCUAUUUAUCUAUAUAAUUGACAACAACUGGGAAUCGUAAGGCCCAACAGUUCUCAGCGUCCCAGCUGCGCCCUCGCGCCCUGCUGAGAUGACGGUGAGUGUCAGGAAAGGGGGUGCAGCGUGCAAGGGUGGGGGACACAGCCGCCUCUUCUUACUGCAGAACCGAGAGGUGGCCCCGGCGGGUGCCGGGCCGCAGUGAGGAGACAUGUGAGGCGCUGCGGCAAGUGGCGGUGGCGGCGCCGGGCAGGUGCCACCUU
Talpa occidentalis (Iberian mole) is the source of this 1719-nucleotide messenger RNA. It is a transcript of the gene EDN3, whose product is annotated as endothelin 3. Gene Ontology annotation, molecular function: hormone activity; endothelin B receptor binding. Gene Ontology annotation, biological process: intracellular calcium ion homeostasis; vein smooth muscle contraction; regulation of vasoconstriction. NCBI's taxonomy places the organism in Eukaryota, Metazoa, Chordata, Mammalia, Eulipotyphla, Talpidae. The transcript has 5 exons. The coding region runs from base 53 to 634 and encodes 193 amino acids. Gene Ontology annotation, cellular component: extracellular region. The record is from RefSeq and is a predicted model, not a curated record.